CCUCUCUCACACUCCGGAUCACAUCAUAACUUUUGCAAGGUGGCAAAACGGCGCUGACUUCUCCUCCAGCUUUUAAGGGCCUCAGAGGCGGCAGGCACGCGCACCGCAGGGAGACCAAUGGAGAAAUCCAAAAACUUUCGCAUUGACGCGCUUUUAGCAGUCGACACACCCAAGGCGCAGACCUCACCGCUGGCACUGGUGACUUCCCUGUCCUCCUCUUCCUCCUCUUCCGCCUCCUCCUCCUCCAUCCCGUCGUCUGGAAGCGGAGCAGCCCCGGAGCUCAGCGCCUGCAGCGCCGAGUCUUUACGCGCGGAGACGCCGUCUCCGCCGAGGAUCUCCGCGUGCGGUUUGAUCCCCAAACCGGGUUUCCUCAGCAGCCCGCACGGCAUGGUGGGACUACACCCGCAGAGCACCGCAGGGAUCCCCGCGCAGGCUCUCUACGGCCACCCCAUGUACACCUACUCCGCCGCUGCGCUCACGGGCCAGCACCCUGCUCUGUCCUACCCCUACCCGCACGGCUCCCAUCACCACCACACCAGUGAUCCCAUUAAACUGACGGCUAGCACCUUUCAACUGGACCACUGGCUGAGAGUUUCCACAGCCGGGAUGAUGCUUCCAAAAAUGUCCGACUUUAACUCUCAGGCGCAGUCGAACUUGCUCGGGAAGUGCAGGAGACCCAGAACUGCCUUCACAAGUCAGCAGCUGCUGGAGCUGGAGCAUCAGUUCAAACUCAACAAGUACCUGUCCAGACCCAAGCGCUUUGAGGUGGCCACGUCCCUCAUGCUCACAGAAACACAGGUGAAAAUCUGGUUCCAGAACAGACGCAUGAAGUGGAAGAGGAGCAAGAAGGCCAAAGAGCAGGCCGCCCAGGAGGCGGACAAGCAGAAAGGCACAAAGAGCGGCCAGGAGAAAGCCGACGGACUCGAACAGUCGGAUUAUCACAGCAAGACGGACUCAAAAAACGGCAGAAUCCGAGAUUUCAGGGACAGUGACGAUGAGGAGGAGGGCGACAGCUUCCUCUACAACUCCUCCGAGUGCUCCACGGACGACGAGCGGCAUCACAACAGCGACAUCAGUCCGCAACCCUGAAGCAAAAAACAAACAAACAAACAAACAAAAAUAAUAUUAAUAGAAAGGAAAGCGCGAGAUCAG
This is a messenger RNA of Nematolebias whitei (Rio pearlfish), 1152 nucleotides long. It is a transcript of the gene mnx1, whose product is annotated as motor neuron and pancreas homeobox 1. Gene Ontology annotation, biological process: endocrine pancreas development; spinal cord motor neuron cell fate specification; central nervous system development. The record is from RefSeq and is a predicted model, not a curated record. The transcript has 3 exons. Gene Ontology annotation, cellular component: nucleus. Gene Ontology annotation, molecular function: DNA-binding transcription factor activity, RNA polymerase II-specific; sequence-specific double-stranded DNA binding. Lineage: Eukaryota; Metazoa; Chordata; Actinopteri; Cyprinodontiformes; Rivulidae. Bases 118 to 1089 code for a protein of 323 amino acids.